Molecule: messenger RNA, 1092 nt
Organism: Acanthopagrus latus (yellowfin seabream)
Lineage: Eukaryota; Metazoa; Chordata; Actinopteri; Spariformes; Sparidae
Gene: plvapa
Product: plasmalemma vesicle associated protein a
Exons: 2
Coding region: 1-1092 (363 amino acids)
Biological process (GO): regulation of vascular permeability; positive regulation of cellular extravasation
Cellular component (GO): caveola
Source: RefSeq, a predicted model, not a curated record
AUGUAUAGCAGCGGCUAUUCCCAGGUCUCCAAGUACAGCCCACAGGCCCAAAAGAAGAUGCAGUACCGGUCAAAGGGCAAGAGCUGUGGCUACUAUAUGCGCAUCGUCUUCUUCUUCUCCUCGCUCAUUCAGUCUCUUAUCAUAGUCAGCCUGGUGCUCUUUCUGAUCUAUGGCAAGAAGCAGGACUCUGCGUCCACGUCGCGCAUCCUGGACCUGGAGGAGAGCUUCAGCCGACUCUCCAUCGAGAACGUCGCCUUGAGGCACCAGAGGAAGAAUCUGACCACCUUACUCAACUCCACACUGACUGAAAAGGCCCGUAAUGACUGGGACCUGGUCAAGCUGCGCCACUUCUCCAACAUCUCAAUGGCUGUGAUCCAAGACCUCGACAGGAAGCUGCUGAGGGCCAGGCUUGAGCUUGUGGAGUCCAACUUCACACAAACAGUACAGAGGAUGAGGAUGGAAGUGGACCAGACCGCCAAAGAAAGGGACAACCUUAACUUGGAGGCUAUCCGUCUGAGGAGGGACAAAUCCACACAUGAGAAGGAGGUGCAGAUCUAUAGACAAAGAUGCAAAGAAGACUUUGCCCAGUCCCUGAGUGGUGUUUCCAACGUUACCAUAGCUUUUCUACUGAAGAUCGAUUCCCUCUUCCCGUCACACAUCCCCUUCCAGCUCACCUGUACAAAACAGAAAGAACUUCUGGAGCAGAUCCGCACCAAUUGCAGCAGCCUUUCUAGAGAGGUGGAGGACAAGUUCCAGCGUUACCUGAACAAUGUGGGUGAUCAGGUAUCACGCAUCCAGAGUGAGAACAGCCGCUUGAAAGCAGAGAACUGGCGACUGUCUGAUGACUACCGCUGGUGCAGCCAGAACCGCACGGAUCUGAUCAAGGUCAACAAACAGAACUUAGAAAAGCUUCAGUCACAACACGAUGUGGAGAAGGAGAGACUCCUGAUGGACAAGAUGAGGCUAAAUGGAGACAUACAAGUCCUGGAAAACAGCGUCAACUAUAAGAAUAAAGAGGUCGAACACAUUCGAGAGCAACUCAAGCAGCUUAAUAUAACCUGUAUGGCCAAGGUAAGAAAACAAGGGCCGUGA